This is a messenger RNA of Striga asiatica, 1535 nucleotides long. The record is from the annotation of a GenBank genome assembly. NCBI's taxonomy places the organism in Eukaryota, Viridiplantae, Streptophyta, Magnoliopsida, Lamiales, Orobanchaceae.
AAUCGAGAUAGAACAAUGGCGGUUGAAGCUCGGCAUCUCAAUCUAUUUCAUACCCAGAUUCUCAGCAACAGAGAAUUGGUGAUGAACGGCGUCGAAGGUAACGGAAACGUGUUUGGUGCGCCGUCGGUGUACGGAGUGGUUGCUUCUGCAUCGAAAACGGUUGCGGCAACGGCGGCGGCUGGGAUGGAGAGUGUUGUUUCGAUGUACGGCUCGUCAAUCGCCACCGCACUCCCGAUGAAAGCGCCGGCGGAGAUGAAGUCCGACAGCGGUCUGACCUGUGUUCCUGCCUCGAGAAAGCGGUCGCGGGAGGCGGUUAAUACUCUGCUCUCGUCGUACGGUGGUUUCAAUUUCCUCGGUGAGGAUAUCUCGCUUCAGAUCCAACAGCAGCAACUGGAAAUCGAUCGGUUCAUAGCUCAAAACACUGAAAAUGUGAGAAUGGAAAUGGAGGAGAGGCGACGGAGGCACGCGAGGAGGAUCGCGGCGGCGGCGGUGGAGAGCCUCUCCAAGCGGCUUAGAGCCAAGGAGGACGAAAUCGAGAAGAUCGGAAAACUGAACCAAGCGCUGGAGGAACGAGUCAAAUCCAUGUGCGCCGAGAAUCAGAUAUGGCGGGACCUGGCUCAGGCGAACGAGGCGGCGGCAAACACCCUGAGAUCCAAUCUGGAGCAAGCCAUCGCUCAGGCGCGAGACAGAGACCGCUGGCAGGCCGACGAAGCGAGCUCCUCCUGCGGCAGCAACCACGGCGAGGGCGGCGGCCGAAUGUGCCGGAGCUGCGGCAGGGAGGAAUCGUGUGUGUUGCUCUUGCCGUGCAGGCACAUGUGCCUCUGUACCAUCUGCGAGUCCACGCUUCACACGUGUCCCGUCUGCAGCGCUACCAAAACUGCCAGCGUUCACGUUAACCUCGCCUGUUGAGAGAGUAAGGGGCUGUUUGGGUUUGUUCGUAUUUUGUCGGUAAUCUCCAAAAUUGAUCAGAAGGAUUGCAAAGGAAAAGGGGAAUUGUUGCGUGAAAUUAGAUUCGUACAAACUAGGCCUUAUCUCUUUAAUCACUGUAAUUAGUUAUGUUAAAUUUUGCUCUCCCGACUGAGAUUUUCGUGCCGGCGUCAGAGAUUUCACGGUUAACAAGCCGGCCCGUGUCAGCGCGUGUACUCAGUCGCGAAGUAGGGAGAGUGGGAUAUAGAGUUGAGAUGGGUGAAAAUGAGACGUGCAGCGUGUAGCUGACACGUAGGACUAGCGCAAAUGUCGCUGUUGUGGUGAAAAAUGGAAAGAGGUUGUGAAUUUUGAACUUUCGAUACACCAAACAACUUGUCACGUACGAAUUGUAUAACUGCACUGAUGCGCACUGCAGAGGGAAAGGACUGUGAAUAGCUAACCUGACUGAGUUCAGUUCCCGCCAAAUGAAAAUGAAAAGGAUAAAAAGUUUAUUCCAUUAAAACUCUUAAAGAUUUUAUUAUAAUGAUAAUUUCGUUAUAAUUGAAAAAAUUCACUUUGUUAUGUGGGUUUAAUUUUAACAUAAUACAUUGAUAUUGUUAUAUUAACCA